Coniophora puteana RWD-64-598 SS2 is the source of this 2717-nucleotide messenger RNA. RefSeq lists its product as uncharacterized. Gene Ontology annotation, molecular function: ubiquitin binding; guanyl-nucleotide exchange factor activity; small GTPase binding. The record is from RefSeq and is a predicted model, not a curated record. The transcript is spliced from 9 exons. Gene Ontology annotation, biological process: vesicle-mediated transport. NCBI's taxonomy places the organism in Eukaryota, Fungi, Basidiomycota, Agaricomycetes, Boletales, Coniophoraceae. The coding region runs from base 52 to 2589 and encodes 845 amino acids. Gene Ontology annotation, cellular component: cytosol; endocytic vesicle.
CAACUCUCUGAGCCCGCAUCGCGGUGCAACAUCUCUCUGACACGUCGCCCCAUGGCAGGGAGUGAAGGAUCCAGCGAUCCGCGAGACGAUUCCGGGCUCGCCGCCAGUCUCGACCAGCUCCAUGUAAAUGCCGCACCUCAUGUUAACCCUAGGCAGCCGAGCCCUAAUCCAUGGGAGGAUGAACAUUCAUCUUUGGAGCUCAAGCCAGCCCACACCCCGGAUCCCUCGAUGCUCGACCCAGCGGUUACUGCACCAUUCAAUAGCUCUGCCUCGUCCUCGGAGGCCCACAUACCGUCCAGCAAGGAUGUCUUGAGCGAGUUCGACCCUCUCGCCAACCAGGAAGAGGUUGAUUCGCACAACGCCUGGGCGAGCGCAGAAGGAAACCCUCCCCCUCCCAUCCCAAAGUCGACGAGACCGCCACCCCUCGUGCCUAAGCCAGAAGAACCCGACGAUACACGACCACAGUCACCACGCACGCCUCCCCCUCAAUCCGACACUUCCCCCCAGACUACGCCCUCUUCCUCCUCUUUUCCUUCGCUCGCGGCUUUUGCGCGUACGUUCUCCCUCCCCGGCCGUGCACGACCACGGCCUACAUCAAUGGACGGUGCCAAGCCAAUCGGAUCACCCAGCACGGUGAUAUCCUUUGCGACGCAACAGCAGCAGCGGCCAGCCGCACCGAACAGCGUGCCAGGCAGCGGUGCGGCGACACCGUCGGGCUUUAGGACAGAUUCGCCGCGGCCUGGCAAAGAUAAGGACCCACCUUUCGAUUUCCAGAAAUUCCUCGAUCAGAUGAAGAGCAGACAAGCGGAUCCGAUUGGAAAGUAUCUUCGGUCCUUCCUGAGUAAUUUCGCGAAACGUUCGUUCACGGUUAAUGACCAAGUCAAGAUUAUUAAUGACUUCCUGAAUUUCAUUUCGGUGAAGAUGCGGGAGAACGAGAUAUGGCGUAAUGCUUCGGAUGCAGAGUUUGAUAACGCUAUGGAGGGAAUUGAGAAGCUUGUGAUGAACCGACUAUACGACUUUACGUUUACCCCUCAAGCUGCCCGGUUGACUCCGCCACGGCCAAUUACAGCUGACGACCUUGAACGAGACCGCGUGCUAUCACAACGUAUUGCUUUGUUCGGAUGGAUUGAAGAGAAGCACCUUGAUAUUCCGGUGGGCGAAGGCAGUCAAGGGUUCCUCAUGUUCGCACAACAAGGCAUGUUAAAUUUGAUACAAUGUCUGAAUGCUCGACCGGGGGCUAAUACUUUCUUCCCUUCAGAACUUCUCAAGGUCAACCAUUACAAGGCGCCUCGUGACAAGCUUAUUUGCAUCCUCAAUUCAUGCAAGGUCAUAUUUGGUCUGAUACGACACUUGCACAAAGACGAAGGAGCGGAUUCAUUUUUGCCGAUAUUAAUCUUCGUGAUUCUGAAGGCUAAUCCUGAACAUCUAUUGUCGAACGUGGAGUUCAUCAAUCGGUUCAGGAACCCCGAGAAAUUGCAGAGCGAAGCAGGCUAUUAUUUGUCAAGUCUGAUGGGCGCCGUUUCCUUCAUCGAAACCAUGGACCAUACUUCCCUAUCUUGUAUAACUCAGGAGGUGUUCGAGCGAAAUGUCGAAGACGCAAUCCAGUCCCUACCUGAUUCCCGACCACAAUCUCCUUCCUUCUCGACUAUCUCAACCUCCACGCCCCGUAAAGGCGUCUCGUCACCUUUACCCGCUUCGCCACAUGCGGGUGAGGAAUCAGCAGAACCCCUUGCCCUACCAGCACCCCAAUCUAUCGGCGAAGAUGCUCGACGCCUGUUACAGAAGACAGGGGAUACGAUCUCGAAGCCUCUCGGUGCCAUCAGCCGAAUCUUUGGCGAGGUCCUAGACGAGAAGCUGACCUACCUCCCGGGCCCCUUCGCGCCGUUCGAAAUCGGCAGAGAGAACAGGCAGGAACGUCAACAGCAGCAACAGGGAUAUCCUGGACAGGCGUCCCAGGCCCAGCAGCAGCACUGGUCCCAUCCCGAUCAGAUUUCCCAAUACUCUAAACCUCCACAGACGCCCAUCGGAGUCGGCGAGAGCGGUCAGCAAGUGGGCGCGUACGGUCCGCCUAUACAGACACCGUACAAGCCGCGCGUGCGACGUGGACCGCCUUCGUCGUCAGGCUUCGCAGGCAUGCCGAGUACACCUAGCACACCACCAGGUAUGGGCUACCAACCCGCGUAUUACGAGGACACGCCGACGCGUCCGGGUGGUGUGCCGUACACAAACCAGGCGCUCGCGAUCGGGCCGUCGCAGCAUGCUCGCUUGGCGCCGCAAUACGGAUUGGGGCCCGGACCAAGCCAGGGGCAGAGUGGCCUAGGGACACCGGUGUCGGGAGGGCAGGGGCAAGGGCCGGGGCCGGGGCAGAGCGCGCACGUCUCGCGGACGCCGACGCCUGCGAUCGACUAUAUGGGCCUGCAGAACGAGAUCGACCUUGCACACGAUCGGGCGCAUGCCGCUGCGAAGGAUACGCUCGUCCAGAUUUUCCCGAGCGUCGAGGUUGGGGUGAUUGAGCUCGUUCUGGAGGCGAACGAUGGUGAUCUUGGCAAGAGCAUUGAGGCGCUUCUGGAGAUGAGUGGCGGGGAGUGAGCGAGUGAGUGGGGGGUGGACGAUUGUGGAGAUUGGAUUGGCGUGGGUUGGCUUUGUGGGUCCUGUUACAUGCGUAUGCACAAUGUUGAUGUGUAUUGGUGUUUAUUAUCCUUAUCAGCAUUUUUCAC